CAUGUACUUGUCUGGUUAAGAUGGUUGAGUGUCCCCUGUAUACUUUAGUGUGAUUAGCACAGCUAUACCUUCACUCAGAAACUGUUUAUCACAGUCACUUAGAUCUGUACCCGAGUCCUCGUAAGGAGCGCACAAAAAAAAAACUGGAUGCUGGAACUCGGAAGAAAAAUGUCUGGACAUGUUCAGCAACUCAGGCAGCAUCAACAAGAGAGGAACAGACUUAACGUUUCAGCAUUGUUCAAGCAUUCUGAAUGCUGGGAUGGAUCGCAACCCAUCUCCACCACCAAGUGAUGAAAGCAGUGAUGAGACAACCAGAGUUGAUGCAAUUGGGAACACAGUGUAUAGUAAGCACUGGUUGUUCAGCACACUCAUGAGGCUGAUUGAGCUUGUCUCUCCAGAAGGUGAAGAGGUGGAAGAGUUAGAUUCCAGAGCAGAGACAGAGCUGGAUGAGGAUCUGGAGAAUGAGAUCUGUAAAAUGUGGGACAUGUCAAUGGAUGAGGAUGUUGCUGUGUUUCUUCAGGAAUUCAAUGCUACAGACAUCUUGUUGGGGAUCAUUGGUAAAUCCAAGUGUCCCCGACUAACGGAAAUUUGCGUUGGUAUCCUGGGAAAUAUGGCUUGUUACAAUGAGACCUGUCGGGCAAUCAGUAACAACGAUAAUCUCGUUGACGUUUUGCUAUUGCUACUAGGAGAUUCUGACCCACCUACUCUUUUGGAAACGAGCAGGUUAAUACUGAGCUGUCUUUCUCAGCCAGAUGUGUCCAGCAUCUGGGUUAACCAAAUCCAUAAGCAACACUCUGUUCGGGAGAAUGUAUGCUUCAUAAUGCAGAGCUCCACAAAUGGUAAGUGGUUUACUUUUUUGUGA
Rhincodon typus (whale shark) is the source of this 862-nucleotide messenger RNA. RefSeq names its product protein SAAL1. The transcript has 7 exons. Lineage: Eukaryota; Metazoa; Chordata; Chondrichthyes; Orectolobiformes; Rhincodontidae. Bases 179 to 862 code for a protein of 227 amino acids. The record is from RefSeq and is a predicted model, not a curated record.